CAAUUUAAUUGUAAUGAUAUUGCUGAUGUGGUAAUUUUGCAAUGAUAUUGUUGAUGUGAUUAUAUUGGUAGUAAGUACUGUGAUUAAUUAGUUUACUGUUAAUUAAUAACAGUCCAUGGCCUUUUGAAGUGAAUUUAGUCCAUCCAAAAUUCACUCGUUCAUCGUCAGGUAUACCAUUAUUAUAUAUAUGCACAAAAUCAAUACAAACCGUGCGAAUAACUUCUUCCUCUAAGUACAAUAAACAAAAUAGCGUUUUGAAAACAAAUCACAUAUUACUUUUAAGAAAUAUGUUCAUUUUACAAUAAUAUUUUAAAAUUUGUGUACAAGAAGAUACGAAGAGUUUGCCAGGGUAUCAAAGAUUACGAAACUCAAACAUCGUCAGUGAUUGGUUGCUAUAAAUAACUCGUGUCGUAAUCGGUAUAUAAACUACGAGCAAGAGAUGUUUAUUUUCAGUCAUGACUGAAAUCGUAUCCUGUGGAAAUGUAUAAAAUAUUAUUUGCAAUGGGCUUCCUUCAUUAUUGUGAAGCUUAUAGUUGACAUUGAAUGUUAAAACAUAGCAUCAAGUUGAUAAAGAGAGGAGAGACAAAAUGCCUUCAAAAUCAAAAUCGUGUGCUGCUUCUGGAAAUCUUGAUGUUAAUGUGAAGCUUUCAAAAUCAGGAAGAACAACCAACUUUCACUUACCUCCUAAUAAAACGAUUGAAGAUGUCUGUAAGCAGGUUGCUGAUGAAGAGAAGGUAUCUGCCAAACAAAUUAUUAUCAAGUAUACUGGCAAGAUAUUAAACAGAUUUCAUACACUCAGCUUCCUCGGUGUUCGACCUGAAACAGUUCUAAAAGCAGAGGUGGUUACAGUAGAGAAGUACAACAUAUAUGUUCAGAAGGAGAAUGGUGAAACCUUCCCAAUGUGUAUUGAGAAUAUAAGUACCAUUCAAGAAGUCAAGAGUAUGUUAGCUGAAAGGUUGGAAGUUGGAUUAUCAAAUAGUGUUGAGAUAGAGCUAAAGGGUAAGAAGAUAAUAGGGAAGGAGAGCCAGUCAGCAAUCUCAUUGGGAUUGGAUGAUGAAGCUUUGGUGAAGGUGAAAGUGGUUAAACGACCAGAAGCAGCAGCAUCAAAUAAUGUUGAGGAAGAGGAUGAGCAACUGGAUGAAGCUACUCUACAGGAGCUGUUGAGUAGUUUUGUUGUAGAGGCAGGGAACAAUGUUGAGGUAGUGUUCUCAUUUGACACCACCGGCAGCAUGUCUGCCUGCUUGGACCAGGUCCGUUCAAAGGUUGAGGAAACAACAAGCCGUCUGCUUCGAGAUAUUCCCAAUAUCAGGAUCGGCAUUAUGGCACAUGGGGAUUAUUGUGAUCAAAGCACUUAUGUGUUAAGAACGUGUGAUCUGACAGACAGCCGGCGUAAGCUCAUUCGAUUCAUUAAUGACGUCCCAUCGACUGGUGGAGGUGAUUCUCCAGAGUGUUAUGAAUGGGUGUUGAAGAAAGCACAAGAGUUAAGCUGGACCGAAGGAUCUGCCCGAGCCUUGGUGAUGAUAGGGGAUGAUGUGCCCCACCCUCCAUCUUACACAGAUCAACAUAUCAACUGGCAUACAGAGCUUGAUAGAUUAAGAGAUAUGAACAUCAAGGUGUACGGUGUGCAAGCCAUGCACGGCUCUACCUCUAAUUUAUUCUAUGAGGAGCUGGCGGAGCGAACAGCUGGUACCUAUUUGAAAUUUACGCAGUUCAGUUAUAUAACGGACAUGUUCCUUGCAGUUUGCUACCGUGAGUCUUCAGAUGAAAAGCUUCAAGCUUACUGUGAGGAAGUGAAGAAUGAUGGAAGAAUGACAGAAGAACUCAGCAGCAUGUUUGUUAAACUAGAAGAAAAACCAACAGCUCCCCCUGUAGAAAGCAAUAAUGAAAGGUAUGUUGCUAGGCCAUGGUGGGAUCCAAGUCUUGAUAAUGGUCAACCUCAAUAUACUUAUGAUGAGGCAAAGGACAAAUGGUCAACGUUUGAGAGUGAAAGUUGUUAUACAUCCAGUGUUGCACCUAAUAAUGGACGGAAAUUUCUCUCUUUCCGAAGAAGCAAACGUAGCAAUACAAGAGCGUCUGGGUCAAAGUCCAAGGGAAUGUGUGGUAUCAUGUAAUAAUUUCAACCUGCUUGUUGUAGGUAGAUACUAGGGGAGCUUUUGAUUGCACAAUGAUUGCAGGAUGUAGAACAUAAUAACCACGGAAAUUCAUCUGCAAAUGCGAAAACGUUGAGUUCUUGAGGUCGUAUGGAUUCUAGGAUGCAAUUUAAUCAAAUCUAUGUUGUGCAGAGGAUGUAGGACAUUCGUGCAUGAGUGAAUCCAUUCAAGCAUUGCAUAAUUGCGUAAAUCGUAAGCUCCCUAGUACUGGAAUUCAUAGAACUUAAUGUUAUAAACUGAAAUUGAUUCAGAUUUAACAUGGUUUGUAAUAUGUUUUGCAUGCUUCAAUUUAUACUUGAAGAGAAAACAAAAUUGUUUUUUUGUAUGAAUACAUAAAAUAUAUGUGUGAAAAAUAUAUAUAUAUAUAUAUGUUCCAGCUAAAUUAUUUUGGAAACUAGAAGGACUUGGUGUCACAUUUGUUGACCUUUCAAUUUUUUUUUCCACUGGUUUAAAGCUUUGUCCAGAUUAUCAAAUUUUAAUUGACAAAAAACUGUAUUGAUGUCCGUAUAUAUUCAUGAUGUGUUCAGUUUAGUUCAGUAUUUAUUUCACAAAUUAAUAAAAUAUAAAUAAUGAAACAAAAAAAAAACAAUUUGUUGUGAAACCAAUAAAUGAGCUAGGCUUGUACAACUAAUUGGCCACCUUUACAAUGAAAAAAUAAAAUUCAAUAAAAUAUAUAUUUUUAAAUCAAAAUAAUUAAUAAAAAAUAAAGUAAAAAUGUUAAAAGAAGUGCAGGACAAAGACAAAAAGUACAGACAGCUCGGAACAAACAUCAAACAGCCAAGCCAGUAUAGAAAAUGUGUGUCAUCAUGACCAUAUUUAGGCUUGUCACAUGCGUUUGUGAAAUAAAAUUUGAGAGUCUGGCCAGGGCUUUAGUAUUGUGCAUGGUAGAACAAUUUGGAUAAACAUAAUCAGGAUGGUUUUGUUAUGGAGGCAUUAACAGCGUAACUAAUUCAUGAAUUAUUUUUUACUCUAAGGUUCAUUUUUGUAACAUUUUUAGGAACAGAGGAAGUUUUAUAACUUUCAGCUAUCUAGUCUUUUUUCUUUUUUUUUGGAACUUACCUAAAACAUGUAAGAGAGCACUAGCACUCUUUUGGGUCAAAUUUAUAUAUUUAUUCCUAUAUAUUUAUUUAUUCAUUUUAUAUUUGUU
Anneissia japonica is the source of this 3297-nucleotide messenger RNA. RefSeq lists its product as uncharacterized. Bases 588 to 2111 code for a protein of 507 amino acids. The transcript has 12 exons. The record is from RefSeq and is a predicted model, not a curated record. Lineage: Eukaryota; Metazoa; Echinodermata; Crinoidea; Comatulida; Comatulidae. Gene Ontology annotation, molecular function: protein binding.